Molecule: messenger RNA, 6205 nt
Organism: Chanos chanos (milkfish)
Lineage: Eukaryota; Metazoa; Chordata; Actinopteri; Gonorynchiformes; Chanidae
Gene: ylpm1
Product: YLP motif containing 1
Exons: 21
Coding region: 183-5978 (1931 amino acids)
Biological process (GO): regulation of telomere maintenance
Cellular component (GO): nucleus
Source: RefSeq, a predicted model, not a curated record
AUACAUCAAUUCAGAGCAAGUCUCCGUGAGCUCACAGCCAAAUUGUAUAGGCUGUAUAAACCGAAGUUUUGUCAUCCAUACUUUCUUAGUAAGCAUCAACGAUAUAUUUCGUUUUACCGGCUUUGUGUGAAGACAAAGGCCUAACGACAGCGAGCUGGCUGGCUGUAUCAUUGCUGCGAAGCAUGUAUCCUUCCUGGGGAAACUUUGGUGGGGGCUAUCAUCCUCCUAACCAAUUCGGUGUCAGGGGACCCCAUUUCAGGGGUCCACAGCCCCCAGGAGGAGGGUUUGGCGGGUAUGGGUCUCCAUCACCUGGACCGCAAUCUAAUUUUUCAAGUUUGCGGGAGCAGCAUUUACAACAAAUGCAGCAACUGCAACAGCUCCACCAAAAGCAACUCCAGUCUGUAUUGCACAACAACAACAGCUCCUUCGGUGGUGGGGGAUCCAAUGUUGGAGGGUUUGGAUCUUGGCAAGGAGGUAGUGCUGGUUUUAAUACCCCUGGUCCUAAUUCUCCAUCUAACUAUUUUCAAGAGCAGCAGCAGUCCACGAGGGGUCCUCCCUCCGGCUCUUUACCGCCUCAGCCCUCACCGCUAAUGCAGCAGCAAGAGGACAUGCCUCCACUACCCAAGCCAGCAUCAUCGCUGACUUCCCAGACAAAUUCGACACCGGAACCUCACAAGGCGGACAAGAGUGAAACUCCACAAAAUGUAAGCGAUCCCUCAGUUUUGAACACGGAUAAGAAGCCAGAACUUGCGUCACUGUCAUUGCAGGAGCAACAGCAGUACUGGUACAAGCAACAUCUUCAGAACCUACAGAAGUUGAAAAAUGAUAAAUCAAACCAAAAUGAAACCCCAGGAGGUAGUACACCAUCAGGUGAAAAUCCUGCACCUCCACCUCCUGUUGAACCACCAAAGAAUGCACCACCUCCACCACCCCCGAAAGAAGAACCUCCACCACCUCCUCCGCCUGAGGAUAGCAUCACGGACACUGGUGACCCUGAAGAGGCAGCACGUUUGCAGCAGUUGCAGGCUGCAGCUGCACAGUGGCAGCAAGUACAGCAACAAAGAGCAGGAUACCAGUACCAGGCACUGAUGCAACAGCAUGCUCAGCUUCAACAAGUCUUACAACAAUACCAACAGAUUAUCCAACAACCGGCACAUCUCCAGACAAUGCCCGUGGACAUGCAGUUGCAGCACUAUGAGUUGCAGCAGCAACAGUUUGCUCCAGUGUACCAAGAAUGGGGCAGACACUUUAAACUGUGGCAGGAGCAGUUUCAGACCUACCCACUUAAAGAUGAGCUGAAAGACUAUGAAUGCCAGUGGAAACAAUGGCAAGAUCAAAUGAACUCCACUUCAGCACAUCUGCAAGAGAGAAUCGCUUCCCUAAGAGCCAUGCAGCAACAGUAUGGUUUGACAGGCCCCUAUGGAGGUGCAAUGGGACAGUAUGGACAACAUAGGCAUCCUGGUCCCGAUACACAUAUGCAGAUGCCACCUCCAAUAAUCCCUCCUAUGAUCCCUCCUGCAGUCCCUCCGACAAAUCAAGAGAACUCAUCCAUGUUAGGGCCAACAUCCCAUGGACCCCAAAAUUCAAUACCAGUUUCCCAAGGACAGAUUGGAUCAUCCUCAGCAAAAAAUGCAUCAACUCCAGCUGUCUCUGAAUCAUACCCAUCUAUGGGUCCAGAUAAUCAGGGACAACCAUACCAAACUGACACUUUAUGUGGGUCAGGGAUUGGGCCUCCUGGUCCAGGAGUUAGACCGCUUGUUCCUGGAAUGAGACCACCAGGUCCUGGAGUCAGGCCAUCUGGACCCGAAAUGAGGCCUCCUGGUCCGGACUUGAGGCCACCUGGCCCUGGAGUCAGACCUCCUGGACCAGGAGAGAGAGUCCCUAGGCCAGAGAUUCGACCACAAGGACCCAGAGGUCCAAGAUUUGACGGGCCCAGAGGAAAUUGUGGCCCAAGAUUUGAGCCGCCACCACAACAAAGGUUCAACGCACCGCCCAGAUUUGAGGCUGGUCAGCGAUUUGGCCCACCUCCGAGAGGUAACCAGCAUCGGUUUGGGGCACCGGGAAGAUUUGAUCAUCCUCCAAGACAAAAUCAUCCCUCUCAUUUUGAGAGACCUCCUGAACCAAACUCUCAGUCUACCAUAGGCUCACAAUUUAAACCAGAUUCAGGCCCUCAGAGUGGAUUGCAAGAGGGUAGAACUGAUACACCAUCAGAUCCUAAAUCCCAGGAUCAGGCAGCAAAGCAAAAUAAGCCAGGGCGUCAGACAAAACAGGAUGCUGUGGCUAAUAUGGAUGAGUCUAUGUCAGAUGAUAUACUUGAUUCAGGGGAUGGAUUUUUUGUUCAAAGUGAACCUAUUCCUCAAACAUCUGUUCAGAAGGAUGAAAGCAAGAAAGCAGAGAAUGCUUCCCAAGAGGAUAAGACCACAAAUGAUGCUGCCAAACCAUCUGUGUCUUUAACAUCACCUGUACCGCAGAAACAGGUUCCACCUAGUACCAACAAGAACUGUCAGCUCCAAACUACGGGUCCAUCAAAAAACAAUGCUAAUAGUGGGCCACCGCAGAGGCCAACAGUUCGUCCACAACACCCACCUUCACUGGAUGCUCACAACCAACAUCCUCUUAUGCCACAGGAAGAGAACCAAUCUGGUCCUCAACACUUUGCACAUGGCAGAGGAAGAGGUCAGGGGCCAUUACAUAUUCGAGGACGAGGCCGUGGGCGUGGUAGAGGACAAGAUGGUCUGGUGGGCACCUCCUCAGGGUUUGGUCCAAACUCUCAGGGAGGAGAUAUGGAAGAAGGGCCUUAUGACAACAGAGUCCCCCCACGUGAGAUGCGACAUAGAGAAGGAGACUUUGACAGGUGGGAAGAUCCUUCUUUUGAGGGGCCUGGCAGAGCUGAUGGUAGAGGGCCACCCCAUGAGGAGAUGUGGCAUCCAGAGGAGCACUACCAAGAGGAGUACUAUGAAGAAGGUGGCCAAGGGCCUCCCAUGGGUCCAGGAGAGCAUCAUGAAAGGCCUGAGGGGCACUGGGAAGAGCAGGAACCAGAGUACUGGGAAGAGGGAGAGCCAUACUGGCCAGAUAGGAGACCUCUUUUGCGACCAAGGCUCCCAUUCCCUCCAGUAGAGCACAGACGUCCUCCACAUUUGCAACCAAGGUUCAUGCCCCGGGGUCCAAGACAUCCGCCUCCUGUUGCACCAGGGGACUUAGAACAUGGGCCUCAUGGGCCCCGUGGACCUCCUUUUCACCACAUGAGAAGAGAUCCUAUGGGUCCCCCAAUGCGCUGUGGUCCUCCUCCAAGGGGUCCUCCUCCACCUCCUCAUCAUAUAAUUGAAAGAGACAUGAGGCGGCCCCCCUCACCUCAUGAGAUGUUUGAAAGGAAUGUAAGGGGACCUCCUGGGUUCCAUGAUGAAAUGGAGCAUGAGUCAGAAUGGCCUCAUCCCCAUUCAAGAGAACCUAGACGUCCCCCUGUUCCACAAAAUGACAUGAUGGGAAGGGAUGUGAGACGGCCACCCAUGGGACCCCACUCAAUGCCAGGAGAGAGGUGGCGCCGACCACCUCCCCAUGAAAACCCAAAUGAAAUGUAUGAACGUGGAUGGGGUGAUGACAUGGGCCCAGAGAACGAUGGAUACAGAGGGCCUCCACAUGAUUAUCAGCGAGAUUAUGAACAGGGUGAUGAUUACCACUAUUAUCAAGAUGAAUGGGAUUCAGAGCGGCCGAAUCGGGACUUUCCCUCGCGCCCACCACGUGGUCCACCUGACCAUAUGCGCGAUGACCAGUGGUCAGAAAAUAGAGACAGGGAAUACCCAUAUGAGGGAGAGGAAAGAGGCAGGCCUGAAAGAAGGGGACCCGGUUACUCAGAUGGUCCUCCUUAUGGAGGCAGGGAACCUCCUUAUCAGCCACGCCCUGAUUGGCAGAGGUCCUCUCCUCCACUUCACCCUCUACCCGAAAGACCUUUCCCUCAUCGCUUGGAUGAGCCUGCUCCUCUGUAUGACAGGAACCUUGAGUCUUCUGUGGAACUGCCACCACCAGCACUACCUACGUCAGCUCCACCUAGCAGUAUUCCAGAUUCUCCGUUAGAGCAGUCUUCUCCUGGGGCAGCCAAAGCAGUUCUAGCUCUUUCACAAAGACAGCAUGAGAUCAUUCUUAAAGCUGCUCAGGAACUGAAAAUGAUCAGAGAACUUCAAGAGAGUAAGAAUGUUUUGGGAGAUGUACCCAAACCAGAGCCAACUGGAAUAAAGCCAGAUCUUCCACCUGCUCUUCUCGGAUUGGAAAUACCACCUGAAGUGAAAACAGCUCUUCAGAGUACAAAUUUAUUGUCUGAAACUGGACCAGCUGCUUCAAGUCAGGCACUACAUUCAGAGGGAGGUCUGGUCCCUUCAGCACAAACAGUUUUCCCAAUAUCUCAGCCUGCAGCACUAGCACCUGCAACACCAAAACCUCCACUCAUUGCCAAAACUGUGGAUUACGGACAUGGUCAUGAUGCAGGUGCUACUGUAGAAAGAAUCUCCUAUGGUGAGAGAAUAGUGCUGAGGCCCGACCCACUGCCAUCUGAACGACCAUACGAAAAAGAACCACUUGGCCCUAGAGACCCGUACAGUCGAGAUCCAUACUAUGACAGACGUAUGGACCCAUAUGGCAGAGAAUGGGAAAGGGAUGCGUACCGAGAUAAGCCACCCCUGGAUUAUGACCGAGAGAGAUACGAGAGGGACCGAUACCCAAGAGAUGAAAGGCUUCCUCCUCGGCCAGGUUACAGGGAUCGAGAGAGAGAACUUCGUGAUCGCCAGGGUCGAUCAAGCAGGGACCGAGAACUCUAUGGCAGACCAGGUUAUGACAGGCCUCCGUAUGACAGAGUUCCUGAGCGCUAUGACCAUGGUCCUCCGGGCUAUGGAGGAGAUAGGAGGAGCUAUCCCGAUGACAGACCCCCCGUCCCACCAGCAGCUUUGCCUCCAAUGCCCCCUGCUCCCCCUGUUCGUGUUGAGAAGAAACCAGAGACAAAGAAUGUAGAAGACCUUCUCAAACCCCCUGGACGAGCAAGUCGUCCAGAUAGGAUUGUCAUCAUAAUGCGAGGUUUACCAGGAAGCGGCAAAAGUCAUGUGGCAAAACUUAUACGGGACAAGGAGGUGGAGUUUGGAGGAGCGCCACCUAGAGUUCUGGGACUAGAUGACUAUUUCAUGACUGAAGUAGAAAAAGUUGAAAAGGAUCCUGAUACAGGGAAACGUGUCAAGACUAAGGUUCUUGAAUACGAAUAUGAACCAGAGAUGGAGGAAACCUAUCGCAAUAGCAUGCUGAAAACAUUUAAAAAGACACUGGAUGAUGGAUUCUUCCCCUUCAUCAUUAUUGAUGCAAUCAAUGACAAAGUCAAAUAUUUUGAUCAGUUCUGGAGUGCUGCUAAGACCAAAGGCUUUGAGGUAUACUUGGCUGAAAUCACGGCAGAUCACCAGAUUUGCGCAAAGAGAAAUGUCCAUGAACGGACGCUGAAGGACAUCACAAAGCUGGCAAGUACCUGGGAACCCUCACCACGCCACAUGGUACGACUGGAUAUCAGGUCCUUGCUGCAGGAUGCUGCUAUUGAGGAGGUCGAGAUGGAAGAUUUCAACCCAGCUGAGGAGGAGGUUAAGGUUGAAACGAAGAAAGAGGAGGAAGAAGAGGGAGAUCUGGGCUACAUUCCAAAAAGCAAAUGGGAGAUGGAUACUUCCGAAGCCAAACUCGACAAGCUGGAUGGGUUGAGAGGCAGUGGCAAAAGGAAGCGGGAGAUCGAUAACGUGUCGGGAAUGGAGGACUUUCUCCAGCUACCGGAUGACUACGCCACUCGCAUGUCAGAACCAGGAAAGAAAAGGGUGCGCUGGGCUGAUUUGGAAGAGCAAAAGGAUGCGGAUAGAAAGCGUGCCAUUGGUUUUGUAGUUGGCCAGACUGACUGGGAGAAAAUAACAGACGAAACCGGUCAGCUGGCCCAAAGAGCUCUCAACCGCACAAAGUAUUUCUAAGGCUCUUUGUUUUGGCCUUGUCUGUUCGCUCAUGAAGGACCAGGCCGUAAUACACAGCUGGAUGAUUGUCCCCAGUAAUGGAGUAAGAAGAAACAUUGUACCAAUUCCUCAGAAACUGAUGAAAGCAUUGUUGUUAAUUUCAUCACUAGGAUCUGGGAUACCUACCCUUGGUUCAAAUACAUUAUUUUGCCUCUGCUUCUGACUUAGUGUGUUUUCUCAUGUGGAUU